AAGUGUUGACAUGUUAUUAUAAGGAUAUAACCCAUAUAUUUUCUUAAUACGGCCCUCGAAGUGAGAAUCCUUUGGUUUUGUUCAAACCAGUAUCAUUGUGGAACCGCUGUGUUUACCUCACUGUUUCCGGCCGGAGCAUAACACUGAGAACACAAAAUGGCGACCUCCUUGCUGCGGUUAGGGCGACUGGGUUCCCUCAAGUUUCUCCAGUUGGAGAGCUUGGGCCUCCUGAGGAGUCGCUCGGCUGCUUCGUUCUGCACUCAGGCUGAAGAGCCCGCUCAGCCAGCGAAAAAGACAGAGGCUGCCAGCAAGACAGAUCCUUCAGAUGAGAGAGCAACCUUGCUAGCCUACAAGACAGCAGUUGCCUUCCCAGUUAGAUUUUCAGAGCCUGGAGUUUUCCCAACACAGUCUCUAGGUGUAACUGAACCAUUGGCCGGCCCCACUGCCACUGCAGAAACAAUUGUAGCUGCAGCAGCUCCUGUCACUGCUGCCAGUGAAGCAGCUGUAGCUGAGCCGCCAGUGGCAGCAGAGACGCCAGCUGCUUACCCAGAUGUUGCUCAGGUUAUCGCUGACACGGCUCCACCUGUAGUUGCCGCAGGUCUCCCAGCUGAUGAGCCCUUGUUUGAUGCAAGCAGUAAAACGUCAGCACCAGACGACACUCCAGUCGCAGCCUCCACCACAGACGAUGCAGUCGUAGCCACCGCAGCCUCCUCUGAGCCUGGUGAUCCAGCAACUGACGGAUCAUCCUCCUCAUUGUCCAGCGACUCGGACUCGGACUCGGACUCGGACUCGGACUCGGACUCGGACUCUAAGGACGAGAAGUCAGAAGUGAAGACUGAAACCAAGACCUCACCACCAGAAGCGUCCGAUUCCACUGUGAAAGUAGUAGCAGAUGUCCAGGAGCUCACAUCAGAAGUGAAGGAAGACACUAUUCAAGAUAAGAUGGAAGUUCCUCCAGAACCUGAAGCUACUCCUGCUUGUGCAGCAGCGGCAGCAGCGCCCACAGAAGCAGCUCAAGCCACCGUCGAGGCACCCAGUGUUAACUCUGAGGAGUUAGUGGACCCUGCUCCUGAGAUCUGCACUGCCACCAAAGAUGCUGAGACCAGAACAGAAGUUUCAGCUGAAGCUGCAGUGGAACCAGCUACAGAAGUAAUAGAAGAUGUUGCAUCUCCUGCCAUCCCAGAUGCGCAAGUAGAAACUUUCACUCCAGAAAAAGCUCAGACUGACGCUCCUGUAGAAAUCACGGAGUCUGCCUCUGCUGAAGCCCCCACAAAAGCUGACAAAUCCCUUGUAGAAGCUGCUGCAGAGCCUGUAGAAACUGAAGCUGCCCCUGUAGAAGCUUCUGCAGAGCCUGCAGCUGAAGUUACUGCCUCUGUGGAGAGCACCGAGGAGCUGGUGGACCCGGCUCCAGUUGUAGCUGAAGCUGCCCCUGUAGAAGCUUCUGCAGAGCCUGCAGCUGAAGUUACUGCCUCUGUGGAGAGCACCGAGGAGCUGGUGGACCCGGCUCCAGUUGUAGCUGAAGCUGCCCCUGUAGAAGCAGCUGCAGAGCCUGCAGAAGCUGAAGCUGCUGUCGAGGCUGCAGCUGAAGUUACUGCCUCUGUGGAGAGCACCGAGGAGCUGGUGGACCCGGCUCCAGUCAUAACUGAAGCUGCCCCUGUAGAAGCUGAAGCUGCUUCUGAGGCUGCAGCUGAAGUCUCUGCUCCUGUAGAGAGCACAGAGGAGCUGGCGGACCCUGCUGCAGUCAUAGCUGAAGCUGCUGGAGCGGAGCUGCAGGCGGACGCCCCAGUUGAACCAUCUGAGGAGACUGCAGCAGCGGCGCCUCCAGAACCCGAUGAGCCUUUUGACAACAGCACUUAUAAAAACAACCAGCAUCACAGCUACUCCUCCUACACAUUUGCAGACCUGGAUGUAGAGAUGGCUAAAUUUCGGCUCCCACAGCCGUCCUCCAUCAGACACUAGAGGAGUUUGCUUGGCUGCAAAACCUUUAUAUUGCUUAAAGAUGAUGGUGAUGGUGUUGUCCCUUUUUCUGAUGAUCAUCCCCUCACCUGUCAGAUCUGCAUAAUAUUCUGCUGUUAAAAUGUUAUAUUAAUAAAGUACACAAAUGAGAAA
Molecule: messenger RNA, 2109 nt
Organism: Cottoperca gobio
Lineage: Eukaryota; Metazoa; Chordata; Actinopteri; Perciformes; Bovichtidae
Gene: ndufv3
Product: NADH:ubiquinone oxidoreductase subunit V3
Exons: 4
Coding region: 157-1959 (600 amino acids)
Biological process (GO): mitochondrial ATP synthesis coupled electron transport
Cellular component (GO): mitochondrion; respiratory chain complex I
Source: RefSeq, a predicted model, not a curated record